AUGGUCUCUGGAGCAAGUCCAGGGGCAGACGGGCAGCACGGUGUCAUCGAGGUGGAGCAAAACUCCACCUAUCAGAGGGCACGAGCGGUGGGAAAGACAUGUCUUCUCAUCAGCUAUACCACCAAUGCCUUCCGAGAAUACAUCCCCACAGUGUUUGACAACUCUGCCAAUGUGAUGGUAGAUGGGAAACCAGUGAAUCUGGGACUGUGGGAUACUGCAGGACAGGAGGAUCACAGGCUCAGACCACUGUCCUAUCCACAGACGGACGUGUUCUUGACAUGCUUUCUGGUGAGCCCUGCCUCCUUUGAGAACGUCAGAGCUAAGUGGUAUCCGGAAGUGCGUCACCACUGCCCCAACACCCCCAUCAUCCUGGUGGGCAGGCUGGACCUGAGGGACGACAAGGACACUAGAAGGCUGAGGGACAAGAAGUUGUCCCCAAUCACCUACCCUCAGGGCUUGGCCAUGGCACGGGAGAUAGGUGGGUGCCUGGAGUGCUCAGCCCUGACCCAGAGGGGGCUGAAGACGGUUUUCGACGAGGCCAUCCGGGUCCUGUGCCCGCCACCAAUCAAGAGGCGCAAGAAGUGCACCCUCUUCUGA
Molecule: messenger RNA, 597 nt
Organism: Oncorhynchus nerka (sockeye salmon)
Lineage: Eukaryota; Metazoa; Chordata; Actinopteri; Salmoniformes; Salmonidae
Gene: rac3a
Product: Rac family small GTPase 3a
Biological process (GO): cortical cytoskeleton organization; small GTPase-mediated signal transduction; establishment or maintenance of cell polarity
Cellular component (GO): neuron projection; cytoskeleton; cytoplasmic vesicle
Molecular function (GO): protein kinase binding; GTPase activity; GTP binding
Source: RefSeq, a predicted model, not a curated record